Tetranychus urticae (two-spotted spider mite) is the source of this 2640-nucleotide messenger RNA. RefSeq names its product glutamyl-tRNA(Gln) amidotransferase subunit B, mitochondrial-like. The record is from RefSeq and is a predicted model, not a curated record. Gene Ontology annotation, cellular component: glutamyl-tRNA(Gln) amidotransferase complex; mitochondrion. Gene Ontology annotation, biological process: glutaminyl-tRNAGln biosynthesis via transamidation; mitochondrial translation. Lineage: Eukaryota; Metazoa; Arthropoda; Arachnida; Trombidiformes; Tetranychidae. Gene Ontology annotation, molecular function: glutaminyl-tRNA synthase (glutamine-hydrolyzing) activity.
AACCACAUGUUUACGAGACAUUGGGAAAAGUACUUUGUUUUUACACAAUUUUGUGCAAUUAUCUGCUUGUUUUUAGGGAUAAAUCAUCUCUAAUGGUGUAAUUUAUUGUAGAUAACUUGGAUAGGGAUUUGAUUGUAUUUUACAGAUGAUUAGCGCUAUUUGUUUAGCUAUUUGUUUAAGUUGUAUUGAAUAUUAUUUAUAGGAAUCUAGUCUGCCAUUUGUUGCUUAUCAAGAAAACGACAUAAUAUUUUGAUAAAGCUAUGAUUUUGACCAAAAUUAAUGACGAGAGGAUAAUGAGAGUUGUUUCUUGUAACAGGUUUCCAUCAUGAUUUAUCAGCUGAAAGGGAGGCCAGAUAUUCCUCUUUAGCCUUUUCAAAGUUCCUUAUAUUUAACACCAAGGAAGAACGAUACUUCUUUUGGUAAAAUCGGGUAACGUUUCCCCAAAAAUUUCUACAAUCGAAGAGUUUAGUCAAUACUUCAUCACAAUUGGGUUCCUUGGAUAAACAGUUCUUAACCUCUAUCUCUUCUUUGUAACAGGGAUCACUCUUCAUCAGCUCUUCUUUUUUCUUUUGACGCUCCUGGAAAGCUUUGAAAUCCGAGUCUCCUUCUUUGCUCAUUAUUGGAACCGUUAACUAGAAUUGCGAUUAAAAACAAAAGAAAAUUACACAAAAAAAGAGAUCAAACGCAAUAAAAAUCAGAAGAAAGAGCAAACCACCUUACUCUUUGGUUUGUUUACAUAGGCUAAACACAUGGUUGAAUCAUAUGGUGACAAACGUGACUGGUAACCAAACUCAAUCUCCAACUUUUUCUCGUAAUGAUUUAACUAUGUCAUUUCUCGCAUCAAGAUCUUUACGUUAUUAUUGUGUUGCUACAAACAUCUCCAAACAAUCGUCAACAACUUUACCAGCUAAUCAACAAAAUAGCCCAACUUUUCAAACAUAUGUCGGUCUUGAUGUGCAUUGCAAAUUAAAUGUCAACUCUAAAUUAUUUUCUCGAAGUUCAAAUAAUUUUUAUGCCAAAGCAAAUCAGUGUGUAUCUUGGUUUGAUGCUGCCCUACCCGGAACACUGCCAGCUGUUAAUCGUCGGUGCCUCGAGCUUGCAAUUAAAUCUGCAUUGGCUUUAAACUGUCAAAUAAACCCAAUCUGUGUUUUUGAUCGAGAACAUAUAUUUGAACCUAGUUAUCCAUCUGGUUUUCGAUUAGUUCAAUCGAGAGAACCGAUUGCCUCCAAUGGACUCCUCAAUGUACCGAUCAAAGUGGACAAGACAUGUUACAUAAAAACUAUUGAAUUGAAAUCAAUUCACCUAGAGGAAGAUAGUGGUCACGUCUUUGUUAGUCAUUUAGACCAAUGUAACUGCAUCGAUCUCAAUUCUCGCGGACUCCCAUUAAUCAAGUUUUCAUUCAAAUCCACAAUAAUGACAGCUUUAGAAUCAUCUAGAUCAGUAAAUCAGUUGAUUCAGAUCCUCGAAAGGAUUGGAGCUUUUACUCCUAAAAUAGAGGAAAGAGCCUUAUCAAUCGACGUUAAAAUCAAGUUGGUCUCUGAAAAUACUUCAGAUUACGCCGUUACUAUUAAAGGAAUCAAUUCUUGCAGCUCUUUGGGCACUUAUAUUGCUAAUGAAUUCGGCCGUCAAAAAUACCUCAUUAAAACAAAUAACCCAAUGAGUGCAGACCAAACAUAUCAGGCCUUAACCUCUGGAGGAAUGAAAAAGAUCAAAACGGAAGAUAUUGAUCCCCGAUCAAUAAUAAAUUUAUCUAUUCCUCCAUUUAGAUUUGAUUCAACUGUACAAAAUUCAGAUGAGAAUGUCUCAUUAUCAAUCGAAAAAAUUGCUGCUGAAUUACCUUCUCUGCCGGACAGUGAAAGAUCUCAUCUUGUGGAUCAUUGUAAUUUAAAUUUACUUCAAGCAACUAAGCUUAUAGAAAAUGAUUACGCUCAGGUUGUCAUCAAGAUGGUAUCAAAUGAUCCCUCAAUUUGUUCAAACCAUUUGUAUAAUUUCACAAUGGAAGUGUUGAAUGCCGCAAUUGUUAAAACUAAUAGUGAGAUUAAUCAACUUUAUAAUUUUAUAGACAAUUUGGUUGAAUGUUUCAACUUAUUGAAAAGUAAAACGAUAUCUCGUCAAAAUGCAACCGAAAUGAUUGUCAGUUGUUUACAGGGUGAUAAGCGGUCUCCUGAUGAGCUAAUUAUUGCUAAUGAAUGGUCAAUCAUUGAAGAUGAUAAAAUAAUCACAGACUUUUGCAAAGAUGUUAUCAAAGUUCAUUGUACAUACGCCUUCUUUGUGAAAAGAGGGGAUAAGAAAUUUCUUAAAAAUCUAAUCAAACGAGUUAAAAUUGCUUCAAACCACCGAAUACCUGAAGAAAAAAUUAUGCAAAAAUUAGAUUCAUUAAUUAGCAACAUUGAUAAAGCAGCUCUUGCAAUUUUCACCACGAAUAGAAAUAAAAAGUCAAAAAAUAGACCGAAUCUUUUUCUCGAUGAAAAUCAAUAAACUAAAAGGCCACCUGUUAGUAGAGUCCGCAUCUUUGAAGCUUAAUUGCAAUAUGAUUGAAUUAUUUAAUCUAAUUUUUUUAAGAAAAUGAGUCCGGAAAAAAACUUUUGCGCAAAUUUUUUCUAUUUUAUUUAAUAAAUUGGUCAAAAUUUCUCGAAUGGA